Molecule: messenger RNA, 932 nt
Organism: Tripterygium wilfordii
Lineage: Eukaryota; Viridiplantae; Streptophyta; Magnoliopsida; Celastrales; Celastraceae
Product: tRNA-uridine aminocarboxypropyltransferase 2
Exons: 1
Coding region: 33-821 (262 amino acids)
Source: RefSeq, a predicted model, not a curated record
ACAGACUCGGACCAAAGCUAGCAAACCGGAAAAUGGAGGAGAACACAGUAACAACCACUGCUGAUUUCUCCGCUACCACUGCCACCGAUACGUCUCCGCCGCCACAGCGCCGCUCCAUUUGUGGUAACUGUAGCCGGCCCCUUCCAGUCUGCCUCUGUCACGCCCUGCCGGCCUCCCCGAUCCCCACUGCCACCCAAAUCAUCAUCGUGCAGCACCCUCACGAGUCCCACCACAAACUCAACACUAUCCCUCUCCUCACCAGAUCCCUCCUCCACGCUACCGCUUUCAUCAGCCGCAAGCUCCGCCCAAAUCUCCACCCUCUCCUCGAUUCCUUACGUAACAAUAUAAACGACAACGAUCACUCCCCUCGCGCCAUCUACCUCUUCCCGCCUUCUUCUUCCUCACCGGCCGUCAGUCUAUCAGAACUCAAAAACAUGUUAAAUGAAGGCGACGGUGGUCGUGGUUUGGUUCUGAUCGUGUUCGACGCGACAUGGAAGCACGCGAGGGAGAUGGUGAAAGCGAGCGAAGGAUAUUUGGGGCAAUUCGCAUUAAGGGUGUGUUUGGAUGGUGGUCUGAAUGAAGAGGCGGAGGGGGGCAGCAUAUACGAAUCGGAGUUGGUGUUGAGGAAGGAACCGUGCGGUGGGUGCGUGACGACGGCGGAGGCCGUGGCUAGGUUUUUGCGGGUGGUCGAGCCCAAUGGGCCUGAGAUUGAGAGCAAAAUAAUUGGAUCUCUGAGGGAAAUGGUGAGGUUACAGGCCCGGUUUUUGAAGCCCAUGAAGCCCAGGCCCAGGUUAUUGAGGCAGAGUAACCAGAAGGAUUAAUACACAUGAAGCAAGACAUCUCGAGUCCCAAGUUUCAUAUUUCUUUUACAUUUUUUGUUAGUCCGUAUUAUUACUAUUUAUUAAUGAAACUUUCUCAAUUAAUUUCCCCCA